ACCACACACCGAAUUUUCUUUCAUUUAGGCGAUCUAUAUAUAUCUAUAUCUUAUAUCUUAUAUCUAUUUUAAAUAACUUAAGGCCGCUAAAAUUUGGGGGGGAACAGCCUUCGCCCUGGAGCGGUGCGCGAUGCUGUCUCACGCCGACCUCCUGGACGCCCGUCUCGGGAUGAAAGAUGCGGCCGAGCUGCUGGGACACCGGGAGGCGGUGAAGUGCCGGCUGGGCGUAGGGGGCUCGGAUCCGGGGGGACACCCGGGAGACAUGGCCCCCAACUCGGACACGGUGGAAGGGACCACCCUGCUGCCGGGAGAGGACAUCACCACGGUGGGAUCCAAUCCCAGCUCCUUGGCCGUCAGCGCCAAAGACGCCGACAAGCAGCAAGGCCAGCAGGGCGGCCAGAACCCCAGCCAGGCGGGACAGCAGCAGGGCCAGCAGAAGCAGAAGCGGCACAGAACCCGCUUCACGCCGGCGCAGCUCAACGAGCUGGAGAGGAGCUUCGCCAAGACCCACUACCCGGACAUCUUCAUGCGGGAGGAGCUGGCCUUGCGCAUCGGCCUCACCGAGUCCCGGGUGCAGGUGUGGUUCCAGAACCGCCGGGCCAAGUGGAAGAAGCGCAAGAAGACGACCAACGUCUUCCGCGCCCCGGGCACGCUGCUGCCGACGCCGGGGCUGCCGCAGUUCCCCUCGGCCGCCGCCGCCGCCGCCGCGGCCAUGGGCGACAGCCUCUGCUCCUUCCACGCCAACGACACGCGCUGGGCCGCCGCCGCCAUGCCCGGGGUGUCGCAGCUGCCGCUGCCGCCGGCGCUGGGCAGGCAGCAGGCCAUGGCGCAGUCCCUGUCCCAGUGCAGCCUGGCGGCCGGGCCGCCGCCCAACUCCAUGGGGCUCUCCAACAGCCUGGCGGGCUCCAACGGCGCCGGGCUGCAGUCGCACCUCUACCAGCCCGCCUUCCCCGGCAUGGUGCCCGCCUCGCUGCCCGGCCCCAGCAACGUGACGGGCUCGCCGCAGCUCUGCAGCUCCCCGGACAGCAGCGACGUGUGGCGGGGAACCAGCAUCGCCUCCCUCCGCCGCAAAGCACUAGAGCACACAGUCUCCAUGAGCUUCACCUAA
Lagopus muta (rock ptarmigan) is the source of this 1108-nucleotide messenger RNA. It is a transcript of the gene OTP, whose product is annotated as orthopedia homeobox. NCBI's taxonomy places the organism in Eukaryota, Metazoa, Chordata, Aves, Galliformes, Phasianidae. Gene Ontology annotation, molecular function: DNA binding; DNA-binding transcription factor activity, RNA polymerase II-specific. The record is from RefSeq and is a predicted model, not a curated record. Gene Ontology annotation, biological process: neuron differentiation; regulation of DNA-templated transcription. Bases 131 to 1108 code for a protein of 325 amino acids. The transcript is spliced from 3 exons.